Molecule: messenger RNA, 2974 nt
Organism: Penicillium subrubescens
Lineage: Eukaryota; Fungi; Ascomycota; Eurotiomycetes; Eurotiales; Aspergillaceae
Exons: 2
Coding region: 1-2760 (919 amino acids)
Source: RefSeq, a predicted model, not a curated record
AUGGAACAAACAGCCUUUGCUCGGAUGUCGACAUCCCAGUUCCAGACAGUCACGACUACCGUCUUCCAGCUGGAUUCAGGGGAUGUGAUUCGGGGUAAAGACCGUCAAGCAAUGGCGCGGCUAGGGCCCAAAAGAAGAGAGAGUGGUGCUUCAACGGGUGUUCAAGGACAAGCCUCCACAAGUCACGCCGGCAACAAGAUAGCAGAGAUGUCGAGCAAACACCCAGAGCCCGUGCAGGAAGCAGGUCCGAUUUAUAAGAACAUCCCACCUGAGGACGAUUCGUCACAGAUAGCCAAGAUCGCGCGCUUGGCCAGAGCCACCAACGCAAAUGAGGCUACCACUGAGCACGCCAUACCGGGCAUCCGACAGAUCCAAUUGGAAGGUAUCGGCGACUCGACAAAAGAUAUCAAAACAGCAGACAACCAGACCGCGGAGUCAUUUACAACCUUGGUUUUGUCAGACAAUGAUCCCUGUCAAUCACUGGCUUCCAUCGACACCUAUGCUAACCCCCCACAAAGCAGCCCCAAAGGCAAUUCUAGCUCAAGGGUUGCACAAAGCUGUAUUAUCAAGCUAAAGGCUACUCGUCGGAAUCCAAGAAAAUCUUACCCACCUGCGCGGGCUUCCUUGGAGCAGUCCCGACCGUGGCGAUCUGCUCGAAAAACAUCUACUUCUCACCCAACAGCAGAGGUUGACUGGAGUGAAGGCAUCCGACCGACUGAUGACGAGAAAUCCCCCAAUGAUAAGAAAGAAGCCGACAAGGGAGGGGCCUCCAGAGGAACCUCUCUCUUUUCUCCGGACGCUGAAUCAGAGAAAAGCUCAAGAAAGAAACGCAAAGCACCAAAGGCGAAAUCAGACUCGGCCAAACGCCGGAAAGCCACCAAGAAGAAGGGUAGCAUCAGUGCCCAGCUUCCUUUGGCCACUAACAUCAAUGACAAGUCUCUGCCAGAGACCGACAAAGUUGAUGCUCAGUCGGUAUUGGAACUCCCAGAUGAACGGCCUGACAAUGCAUGCAUACGGGAUGCCCUUGACAUGCCAGCAGCCUCUUUCUCUAUAAUUGAUAAGCACGAUGACGAAUUGGAAGUGGUGAGCUCAAGUCAUGAAAUCGUUGAGCUCUCAAGCGACUCCUUGCUCCAAUCCAACCUGUCAAGCCUGAGACAAGGCACAGGUUCGCCGAGAAUCAAUGGACAGACAGCAAUGGCAAACUCGCAUGGAAGGGGAGUCACUCUUGGGCAGAAACUUACCGAUGCACUUCGCGAGGCUGGACUGAAUUCCCAAUUUUCUCCCGAGGUUGAAUCGCGAUUCUCUCCUACUCAGAUCACUGUCGGCGGGACAGCCUCCGGGAUUCCAAGAGGCAAUUUUACACAACCAACUAAGGUUCCUGCGGCUCGGAGUCCAUUCAACUCGGAGCUUGAGGUGGUGCAAGAUGGAACAUCAGAUACAUCUUCGGCUGGAGAGCAGAAGAAUCUAAAUGAACCUGAUGAGAUCUCGGCCCCUGGCACUCACACACACCAGACGACAAGUAUUUCUCUGAGGACAGCGGUUCCACCUACCCGACACCUAUCGGACACGCAGAAGCAAUUGCAUAUCGCCGGACUCAUGGACCGUAAGGGCGAUGGCGAUGACCCUCAGAACCCAAUGGUGAUUCCCGACGACAGUUCAGUGGCACAUUUGUCCGACGCAAUGGAGAUGAACCCGAUGCAACUGCCCCAUGCAGCUCAAGAUAACCCGCAAGAAGACCUACAGCGCCUGGAAGACGAGCUUGAGACCUCAUCCCUGAGCUCUGAGAUCCCGCUGCCCGAUGGUAUUACGAUGUUGCCUGUUGAAGGAGGUGAAAGCGAGCAUACUCCAGAAUCCCAGAAGCCACUUCUGAGCGCACACACCGGUCUACAACAAAUUGCUCCCCUUACACUUCCAAAGUCAAUUACACGGAGCAGCAUUGUUGACCGUAAUGGCAGUCCUCGACUUCGCCCCCAAAACGAUAUCAAGACCGGGAAAUCACGCCUCAAUAUUGACCACUUCCUUCUACAGAAUAUCAGAGUCACUGACUCCAGUUCCAGCGAAUGUGAUGAAGACUCUGAUGGUUAUUACUCUGAAAGCAAACACCAGAGUGGAGGGGGAUGGUCCAAAUACCAGCGAGACAUGUUCAUGGAAUACGGAAUUAGUCCCGAAGAACUGACCACGGAUUUGACCGGACGGGCUCUCUUCGGCGAUGCAGUCAAAGUUGCCUCUUGUGCAGGUCUAAUCAGCAAGGCGACUACUGCAGAUGUCACUGAGCUACCACGCGCAGACAAGCGUGGGGACUACAAUCUUGUGGGGAGUGGCGCCACCGGAAAUGACAGAGCAUAUGGUAUUCCGUCUAGGUCGUUCCCGAGGUCCAUUGAUGCUCCAAGAAUGGAGGCCAGUCACGAUGAGCAGAACGUUGAGAAGCGACUGUCUACGCUCAUGCAGGGCGAUCUGAAUAAUAUGAAUUGGAUCACAGAUUUACAGGUUGCUCAGCAGAGCGCUCACAACCUCUUGUUGGCCACUAACCAGAAUCUAUCGAGCCAGCUUGCCGCCGAGCAGGACACCAUUCGACAAGUGUUGCAUAUCUACCGACAAGGAUGCAAUCGUAUCCUCGAUGAUCUGUUCCGAGCACAAGAAGUGCGAAUGCAGUUGUAUCGCCAACAGAUGUUGUCCGUCAAGGAGCAACACACCCAAAUCUGCCAGGAAAUGAUUCAGGGGUUACAAGAGUUGGACCAUGGGGUGCAACAGGGACUGUAAGGAGGUAAAAGUAUGUUUGUGCUUUAAGCGACCCAGGCGUCGGAGUUGACCAUCUUAGCUGCAUGAGUUCACAGCCAUAGACGUUAGUUUCGUAGUCGAUUUGUCCUUUCGUCCUUUUUGUCCUCGUCUGCGGUGACGCACAUUGGCGCCGCUCACCGAGGAUCACGUGUCUGGGUGGUUCUCGGGUUGAGUCAUUCCUCCCUUGACGGAGCCA